Condylura cristata (star-nosed mole) is the source of this 957-nucleotide messenger RNA. Its product is annotated as olfactory receptor 2T11-like. Gene Ontology annotation, biological process: G protein-coupled receptor signaling pathway. The record is from RefSeq and is a predicted model, not a curated record. The transcript has a single exon. Bases 1 to 957 code for a protein of 318 amino acids. Lineage: Eukaryota; Metazoa; Chordata; Mammalia; Eulipotyphla; Talpidae. Gene Ontology annotation, cellular component: membrane. Gene Ontology annotation, molecular function: olfactory receptor activity; G protein-coupled receptor activity.
AUGUCAUUGAAGAAUAAUUCAUCUUCUGACUUUAUUCUCUUGGGGCUUCUGAUGAACAAUCAGGCCACAGGAAUUGUCUUCACAGUUAUCUUUGCUAUUUUUGUGGUGGCUAUAGCUGCAAAUGUUGUAAUGAUAUUCUUGAUCCAGGUGGAUUCACGUCUCCACACCCCUAUGUACUUUCUGCUCAGUCAGCUGUCUAUCAUGGACACCAUUUUCAUAUGUACCACUGUCCCAAAGCUGCUGGUUGACAUGGUUUCUAAAGAGAAGACUAUUUCUUUUGUGGCCUGUGGAAUCCAGAUCUUCCUCUACUUGAUCAUGAUGGGCUCAGAGCUCUUACUCUUAGGCCUGAUGGCCUAUGACCGCUAUGUGGCUGUGUGUAACCCUCUUAGGUACCCAGUCCUGAUGAACAGAAAGGUAUGUGUUCUGCUGGCCACUGGUGCCUGGAUUGUUGGCUUCCUAGAUGGUUUUCUGCUCACUCCUAUCACCAUGACUUUCCCCUUUUGUGGCUCCCGCAGUAUCAACCAUUUCUUCUGUGAGAUUCCGGCUCUUCUCAGAUUGUCCUGUUCUGACACAUCUUUGUAUGAAACUCUAAUGUACAUCUGCUGUGUAUUCAUGCUACUCAUCCCCAUCUCUAUCAUUUCCACCUCCUACUCCCUCAUCUUGUUAACAGUUCACCGCAUGCGCUCUGCUGAAGGCCGCAAAAAGGCAUUUACCACUUGUUCUUCCCACUUGACUGUAGUUAGCAUUUUCUUUGGGGCUUCCUUCUACAAUUAUGUGCUGCCUCAGUCUUUCCACACCCCAGAAAAGGAUAAGAUAGUGUCUGCUUUUUAUACCAUUGUUACACCCAUGCUCAAUCCUCUCAUCUACAGCCUCAGAAACAAAGACGUCUUGGGAGCAUUUAAAAGGUUAUUUGCAAGAUGUUCAUCUACUCAGAAAGUAGCAACUAGUGGUGCUUAG